UCGAUUCAUCCCGGAAGCAGGUUGAAGGCCGUUGUGGUCACUGUGGUCUCUCUGGUCGGCCCGCCCAGGGGCGAAGGGGUUGUGUUGCCGCCAUGGGGGAAUCAGACCCCCGCUACCCUUGCUCCUCGAUCGAGGAUGACUUCAACUAUGGCAGCUGCGUGGCCUCCGCCAGCGUGCACAUCCGAAUGGCCUUCCUCAGAAAAGUCUACACCAUACUUUCUCUGCAAGUUCUCUUAACUACAGUGACCUGUACAGUGUUCUUAUACUUUGAGUCUAUACGGACAUUUGUACAUGAAAGUCCUGCCUUGAUUUUGGUGUUUGCCCUCGGAUCUUUGGGUUUGAUUUUUGCAUUGACUUUAAACAGACAUAAACAUCCCCUUAACCUGUACCUGCUGUUUGGAUUUACACUGUUGGAAGCUCUGACCGUGGCAGUUGUUGUUACUUUCUAUGAUGUAUAUAUUAUUCUGCAAGCUUUUGUACUGACUACUACAGUAUUUCUUGGUUUGACUAUAUACACUCUACAGUCUAAGAGAGAUUUCAGCAAAUUUGGAGCAGGGCUAUUUGCUCUUUUGUGGAUUUUAUGCUUGUCAGGAUUCUUGAAGAUAUUUUUUAAUAGUGAGACAGUGGAGUUAGUCUUGGCUGCUAUGGGAGCCCUUCUUUUCUGUGGAUUCAUCAUCUAUGACACACACUCACUGAUGCAUAAACUGUCACCUGAAGAGUAUGUAUUAGCUGCCAUCAGCCUCUACAUGGAUAUUAUUAAUCUAUUCCUGCACCUUUUACGGUUUUUGGAAGCAGUUAAUAAAAGUAAUUGAAAGCCGUAUACAGAACUGUUUUAUUAAGUAAUAAAAGUUGAGACAUAAUUAAAUAUUAAAUACUUUUAUGGUCUUUAUUGGUAAUCUGUGUACUUCUGAGUUUUGAAAUCUUAUUAUUCUUUAUGGUUUAUCAUUUCCUAAUACUUUGAUUUAGAGUCUCAGGUAAGAGAUAUUCAAAAUUAUCUUUUUUUUGCUUUUUUCAGCCCUAAGUUCUAACUAUACCUACCUGUUGGUAACUCAAAAAUAAUUUUAUGAUCAUUUAAAGUAUUGAUUUGUCUUUAGUGAUUCAAUAUAAAUUUUCUCUUGAACAACAGAUUUGAUUUGAUUUCUAAAACACUAGUGUCUUUACCAUUAUAAACACUAGUAUUAGUUGAAGUGUAAAUCUUUUACUAGAUUUUAAUCUUAUUUAGAAGAAAAAUAAUAUAAAAGAUAAAUUCCAAAGUAAUUACUCAGUAUUAUAUUAAAAUGUUAAUGAUGUUUCAUUAUAAAAUGAUGUAUUAGAAAUUAAAGGUCUACUUGAAAGUCAGAUAUGACAGAAUUCGAUAGUAGUUACUUAUCUUUUUAUGUAAAGGUUUCAUUUUAAAAUUAUAGAAAGGUCAUAUGGUUAAAGGAGACCCCCAAAGAUACUGGUUCAUCUGACAUUUAGUGUAUGUAUUCAAAAUAAAAAUAUUUGAAAACUAG
This is a messenger RNA of Sciurus carolinensis (gray squirrel), 1493 nucleotides long. RefSeq names its product transmembrane BAX inhibitor motif containing 4 (gene Tmbim4). Bases 93 to 812 code for a protein of 239 amino acids. Gene Ontology annotation, cellular component: membrane. The transcript has 7 exons. The record is from RefSeq and is a predicted model, not a curated record. Gene Ontology annotation, biological process: negative regulation of apoptotic process. Lineage: Eukaryota; Metazoa; Chordata; Mammalia; Rodentia; Sciuridae.